AUGUUUGCCUUCGAGCAGUGGUUUGAGAAAGCUGCAUCACAAGGUCCUGAACGCGAGAUCCCGAGUUCUGUUGCCAUUGCUGUUGAUCAAGAUGAUAUGAAUCAUCUACACGAAAUCCGUGGGCACCCAAUCCGAAAACCCCACCUUCCCUCUCGUCUCCAAACCCAUCUCUUCGGACACCGUCAUGUGGGUGGCCUCCUGCACCAAACUCCUCACCUCACCUCCAUCUCCCUCCUGCAGCUCAUAGAGCCCGAACUCCUCUCCCUCGACGCCCCCAUUGCCUCUCUCCUCCCCGAGCUAUCCGACCCCUCCGUCUUCACCGGCUUCAACUCCGCCACUGCCCCGGAGUUCACUAAGCCAGAAAAAGGGGUCACCGUAAGGAUGAUGAUGUCCCACCAGAGUGGGGUACGAUAUCGUGCACCCCUACAUCACGAAGCUGCGGACUGUCCCGGAUAA
This is a messenger RNA of Pseudogymnoascus destructans, 456 nucleotides long. RefSeq lists its product as uncharacterized. The coding region runs from base 1 to 456 and encodes 151 amino acids. NCBI's taxonomy places the organism in Eukaryota, Fungi, Ascomycota, Leotiomycetes, Thelebolales, Thelebolaceae. The transcript has 2 exons. The record is from RefSeq and is a predicted model, not a curated record.